This is a messenger RNA of Toxoplasma gondii ME49, 1076 nucleotides long. RefSeq names its product dynein light chain roadblock-type 2, putative. Gene Ontology annotation, biological process: microtubule-based movement. Lineage: Eukaryota; Apicomplexa; Conoidasida; Eucoccidiorida; Sarcocystidae. The record is from RefSeq and is a predicted model, not a curated record. Bases 573 to 950 code for a protein of 125 amino acids. Gene Ontology annotation, molecular function: dynein intermediate chain binding. Gene Ontology annotation, cellular component: cytoplasm; cytoplasmic dynein complex. The transcript has 3 exons.
AAAACUGGAUACGCGUCGAAAAGGAAAACUGCAGCAUCUGUUCGUCCACGCACUUCUUCUCUCGGUGCUAGUGGCUACCUUAAGAGGCGCCGCUCUUUUAGGCUUAACACAGCAGUAGAGUGCCUCUAAAAUGGUCCAGCACCAGUGCCUGACCUUUUAACCGUUGAUUCUGGUACGACCUCCUUCGACAGCUAGAUCUCCUGAGUUGUUAUUUCCUUCACGGUUGUCUGAGCUGAAAUAUGUGACAUUCGGCGAUGUAGAAGCAUGCCGUACCACCGUCCGUGAUAGGGUGUUUUUCGGAACUCUGCUCCGUCGAUAAAGGCUUGGCAUUCCACGUCUUCGGUGCGAAAGUGCCUGGCUGCUCAAUUUUCGAUUUUGCCGGCCCUGAGGCGCUGUCGGGUGGACUCAUGCCGGCGUAUUUCGUGCAACGAGGCCUCCACAAUAAUUACGCAGAGCAUGUUUGUCUCAUGAGGUCUUCGCCUUCUCAACUGCCUGAGACCAGCUUCUGUGUUCUCUUAGACUCCGUGGCUACUUUGAGCUGCCGACUAUAAGGUGACGGGAUUCGUCCGAAGAUGUCAGAAGUCGAAGAGACAUUGAAUCGCAUUAAGACGCACAAGGGCGUCUGUGGAAUUGUAAUCGUCAACAGCGAUGGCGUACCGAUCAGAUCCACUCUGGAUAGUCAAACUACUGCCCAGUACUCGGCACUGAUUUCUCAGUUAGCCGCCAAGGCUCGGUCCGUCGUCAGAGAUCUUGACCCGCAGACUCGGCUGCCGUUUUUUCCGGUGUUCAAAUUCGACUGUAUCUUCUCGUGUGGUUUCGGAUUGCUGCAGAAUGAUCUGACGUUUUUGCGGAUAAGGUCCAAAAAGCAUGAGAUUCUGGUUGCACCAGACAAAGAUUACGUUCUGAUUGUUAUCCAAGACCCGAACUCAGAGCAAGGAACGGCAAAUUGACUUCUUGCGGAGAUCGGUCCACUGUUGGAUCGAUCCGCUAAUAAAAACUUUUUUCCUGUCUGCUUUCGCAACGCGUCCAAGCAACUGUCACCGAACCCUCUUGUUAAUUUUUUCUCUGGAAGCAAC